Molecule: messenger RNA, 1246 nt
Organism: Alnus glutinosa
Lineage: Eukaryota; Viridiplantae; Streptophyta; Magnoliopsida; Fagales; Betulaceae
Product: probable protein phosphatase 2C 39
Exons: 5
Coding region: 170-1021 (283 amino acids)
Biological process (GO): protein dephosphorylation
Cellular component (GO): cytosol; nucleus
Molecular function (GO): protein serine/threonine phosphatase activity
Source: RefSeq, a predicted model, not a curated record
AAAAACAGUGAGGCGUGUCAACAGGACUUCCAUCCUCAUCUAUAACUCAUCACACCUGUCCCUCCUCUUCUCUCUCUCUCUCUCUCUCUCUCUCUGCCCCUGCGUUUCCUUCCAUUUCCAGUACAUUUGUCCCGUACCGCUAUAUAAGCAGCUCUGCGGGAGAGACGCCAUGGCCGGCAAAGAAAUCCUCCUCAAGAUGAAGGAAAAAGUUGGGUUAGGUCCGUCAGAUGCUGACUCUGGAAAAGGCAAGAGCAAGAUGUCAAAGCACGUAACACAUGGCUUUCACUUGGUAAAGGGAAAAUCGCAUCACGCCAUGGAAGAUUAUGUCUUUGCACAGUUUAAGCAAGUUGAUGACAAGGAGCUUGGUCUUUUUGCAAUCUUUGAUGGCCAUUUGAGCCAUGAUGUUCCUGAUUACUUGAAGUCUCAUUUAUUUGAGAAUAUUUUGAAGGAGCCCGACUUCUGGACUCAAACAGAGGAAGCAAUCAAAAGUGCUUAUCUAAUAACCGACACAAACAUUUUAGAGAAAGCAGUUGAUUUCGGAAAAGGAGGUUCAACUGCGGUUACAGCAAUAUUGAUUAAUUGUCAUAAGCUGGUAGUAGCUAACGUUGGGGAUUCUCGAGCUGUUAUCUGUAAGAAUGGGGUGGCCAAACAACUAUCAGUUGAUCAUGAGCCAAGCACGGAAAGGGAGAGCAUUGAGGAGAGAGGUGGUUUUGUAUCAAAUUUUCCUGGGGAUGUUCCACGAGUUGAUGGGCAAUUGGCAGUGGCAAGGGCAUUUGGUGACAAGAGCUUGAAGAAACACCUCAGUUCAGAACCCCAUGUAGCGGUGGAUUUUAUAGAUGAGGACACUGAGUUCGUUAUCCUGGCAAGUGAUGGAUUAUGGAAGGUAAUGUCGAACCAAGACGCAGCAAAUAGUAUCAGGCAUAUAAAGGAUGCCCGGGCAGCAGCGAAGCACCUUACUGAAGAGGCGCUUAAUAGGAACAGCACGGAUGAUAUUUCCUGCAUAGUUGUAAGAUUUCAGUGAUCCAAGGAUUGCUCUCCACACUUUUGUCCGGUAAAAAACUCUGUUUUUUAAGUGAUGUGUAAACACCCUAGGAAUAGAAAUAAAACUUAUGCCCUAUCUUUGUGCCCUAGUAGAGGCUUUUUGUUGUUUUCUUUGUUUGAAAGUGUCAGAUAUGCCACCAAUUUGCAACAGAACUGCCUAAUUUACUAGUUCUGAAAUGUAUUCUUCCCUUUUUUCUGGAGUUUA